CAGCCUCCUCUCACUGUUGAUGACCUUAAAUCUUGUGCUACUAUCGUUCAAGUCUGGGCGAUGUUUACCCUUAAGAAAGGAUCUAUAGAAGAAGGAAAGGAUGUCGAACAACUUGUUGCCCUUGUGGAAAAGAUUGGGAGGAAUUAUAUUACAUGGUCACUUAGCCCUGGUAUGCAGGUAAGUCAUAGUUACCUCUGGUAUAUCAAUACUAAUAAUAUUGUAUUCCCCAAGGAUGACUUCUAAGGAUCAGCAUUUUCUCCAAACUCUAACUGUUCUCUGCUUGACGCGAAUACCGCAGAAUGCAGCCUUAAACGAUGCAUAUCUUGAGUCAUCGUAUCCAUUGAUGCUAGACCUCAUAGCACCACUGUCAAUGAUAUCUCUUAGGAACGAAAUGAGGUUGCUACUCAUCUGUUUGGCUUCUGGGCCAUGGUUCCCAGAUCUUGCAAAACCUGAACUCUGGAUACGUACAAAUGAUACCAUGGACAUUGACGGGAUGUUAGGUGAACAGCAACUGGUGAAGGCAAUUUGUGGGGUUCAGGAAGGCCACGAAGUCCUUACUCGUCUUCAAGGCAACUCGGAAAUGCUUCAAUCCUGCCAGAGCUUUCAGUCUCAAAAGCCAAAAGCUUUAAGAGUCAUGUCGACGCUCCCUCACUGUCCCGAGCUCGAGAUCUGGCGAGGCCAUGCUAUUCUAAACACUUUCAAGGGAAAAGAGAGCAAUAGCCAGUCCCGCGAUGAAGCUCAAAGGCUAUCCUUCGAAUUAAAGACUGCGGCGCUCGACGCUCUGAUAGUACUAAGUACUCACUGCCCCGAGGCAAGAUCUACUGUAGAAUGCGCUAUCAGUUCAUUAAAUCUAGAUGAAGAGGCCGAAGAGACUAAAAGAGCUCUUUCUUAUUCUGUCCCGAUUGUGAUUCAUCUACUGAAGGAGUUGUUUGCUGCCCUGAUGCUGUAUCAAAGACAGAACGUCUUGAGAUCAAAUUUCUGAACCCUUUCAAGCGACUGAUCCCUACGUCAAUUACUAUGGAGUCUCGACUGGCGCUCCUCCAAGGGCUCUCUCGCGUGUUCAGUCACCUUGACUUUGUUGACGAAGAACAGAAACCUCUUGAUCUGAGGUCAUUUGACUUUGGCAAAUACUUGUUAAACCAAUUGUGCGACGGAAAUAAUACCAUCAG
Lobosporangium transversale is the source of this 1169-nucleotide messenger RNA. RefSeq lists its product as hypothetical. The transcript has 5 exons. The coding region runs from base 233 to 982 and encodes 249 amino acids. The record is from RefSeq and is a predicted model, not a curated record. Lineage: Eukaryota; Fungi; Mortierellomycota; Mortierellomycetes; Mortierellales; Mortierellaceae.